Centrocercus urophasianus (Greater sage-grouse) is the source of this 2896-nucleotide messenger RNA. RefSeq names its product phosphoribosyl pyrophosphate synthetase associated protein 2 (gene PRPSAP2). Gene Ontology annotation, cellular component: ribose phosphate diphosphokinase complex; cytoplasm. The record is from RefSeq and is a predicted model, not a curated record. Gene Ontology annotation, biological process: 5-phosphoribose 1-diphosphate biosynthetic process; purine nucleotide biosynthetic process. The coding region runs from base 1246 to 2355 and encodes 369 amino acids. Gene Ontology annotation, molecular function: magnesium ion binding; ribose phosphate diphosphokinase activity. Lineage: Eukaryota; Metazoa; Chordata; Aves; Galliformes; Phasianidae. The transcript is spliced from 12 exons.
GGGCUCAGUUGUGCGUGGAGGAAGCUGAGAACGAGCAAGUUUUGGUAGCUGGGGUGUUUGGUGUGAAGUAGCAGGGCAGUGUGAGAAUUUGGGUGAGGUCAUUAAUGCUUUGGAGGUGGGUGAGGUGAAUGUGGUAUCACCAAAACAUCUCAGAGUGACAGAGCUCAGAAAGGCUUGGCAGGCGAUUCGGGCUAGAGGCUUUGUCAUGGCAGAAAACCCACAGCCUGUGCCUUCUGAGCACACCCUGCACUGUUCAGAGCUGUCCUCAAAGGGAGAAAGGGAAGGAGAUACCGUGCUGCCUGGUGCCGGGGGGGGGAAUAAUGUCGUGGGGCUGGUUCAGGUGAGUGAAAAUAGAAUGGGCAAAAUCCCAAAACAACAUGACUGUGACCAUCCUGACUGAAUCCCAGGCUAAGUGGUACCAGGUCAGUGGUCCAUUUCUGGUUGGAUGGUGUGGUGUUUUCUUUAGCACAAGAAAAAGUAAGCGUGGUAUUUUCAUUAUGCUGGGGCACCACCAUAGUACAGCUGCAUUUUGUGACACAGCAGCUUCUGCAAGGAAGACAGGAUCUUAGAAAAGGAUUUAAUAAAGAUCUCGGGCAGUUAAAGCCUGGGGGACUUGCAGCGUGUAGUCCUUGAUAGCAGUGGAUUAUUGCUAUGCCUGGCAGUUCUAUGUUUUUCUAGCAAGCAUUUUAAGCCAGGAUUUCAACUAGAGCUGUGGCUGCUUUGCUUUGGAGGAGAGAGUAUAGCAGGUGACUCUGGAGGUGGGAGAAACUGCAGAGCUAUCAGGGACAAACCAACCGAGCAGCAUUAAAGAAGAGAUUGUACUCUGUCCUUGGAACCUGGAGGAGAGCAUGCAAAUAAAAAACUGGGCUCAGAACAGUUAAGAGGAAAGAGGGAGGGAAGAACAAGAGGAAGUACCAGCAGCGGAAGGUGGCUGCAGAUGGAUGGAUGGAGAGUGAUUCAGCAGGGAAGGAAGUUCUCAGUAGAUGCUCCUAAAUGAAACAAUAAAAGCCUGUGAGAAGUCUACUAGUUCUUUUGCAUUUCUUCCGGUGAAAUCUCCCUGCCUGCAGUGAAACCCUGUGAUGAGGACUGACGCUAAGAAGUCUCUGCUGCUCUAUGAAGAGGCUGACAAAAGGCUCAAAGCCGCCUUCCCUGCAAAACAAAAAGGAACCCGCAAAGGUCAAGGAACCUGAAUCAACAGCGGGAGCAGCAGCCUUCUUUUAGGAGUGGGAAGACAACUUAGGUUUGAUGUUUUGUGUGCCAUCAACUGAAACUGGGGCCAUCAUGAAUAUAACGAAAGGUGGACUGGUGCUGUUUUCAGCUAAUUCCAAUUCUUCAUGCAUGGAACUAUCAAAGAGAAUUGCUGAGCGAUUAGGAGUUGAGAUGGGGAAGGUUCAGGUUUAUCAAGAGCCAAAUAGAGAAACAAGAGUACAAAUUCAGGAGUCUGUGAGAGGAAAGGAUGUGUUUAUCAUCCAGACAGUUUCAAAGGAUGUGAAUACUACGAUCAUGGAACUCCUGAUCAUGGUGUAUGCCUGUAAAACAUCCUGUGCCAAAAGCAUUAUUGGAGUGAUUCCUUACUUCCCCUACAGCAAACAGUGCAAGAUGAGAAAAAGGGGCUCCAUUGUUUCUAAAUUACUGGCUUCAAUGAUGUGCAAAGCUGGACUAACUCAUCUUAUUACCAUGGAUUUACAUCAGAAGGAAAUACAGGGCUUCUUCAAUAUUCCAGUUGAUAACUUGAGAGCAUCUCCGUUUUUACUGCAGUACAUCCAAGAAGAGAUACCAGACUACAGGAAUGCUGUAAUUGUGGCCAAAUCACCUGCGUCUGCAAAGAGGGCCCAGUCAUUUGCUGAACGUUUACGGUUGGGAAUUGCAGUGAUUCAUGGGGAAGCUCAGGAUGCUGAGUCUGACAUGGUGGAUGGUCGACAUUCGCCGCCCACAGCCAAGAAUGUAGCUGCUAUUCAUCCCAGUUUGGAGAUACCCAUGCUGAUUCCCAAGGAAAAACCACCCAUCACAGUUGUUGGAGAUGUAGGCGGAAGAAUAGCUAUCAUCGUGGAUGACAUUAUAGAUGAUGUUGACAGCUUUCUUGCUGCAGCAGAGACCCUCAAGGAGAGGGGGGCUUACAAGAUCUUCGUAAUGGCCACACACGGCCUGCUGUCUUCGGAUGCUCCCAGGCUGAUAGAAGAAUCUGCAAUUGAUGAAGUGGUUGUUACAAACACGAUUCCACAUGAAAUCCAGAAACUGCAGUGCCCUAAAAUCAAGACUGUGGAUAUCAGCAUGAUCCUCUCAGAAGCCAUUCGCAGGAUCCACAACGGGGAGUCGAUGUCGUACCUUUUCAGAAAUAUUGGACUGGAUGAUUAAAGCUUUCUAAUUUAAAUAAAACACCUUGGGCCAAACUGGAAGUGACAAGAUAACGAGCUGUGAAGCAUCAUGCUUACUUAAUAUUUCUGUUGAGCCACGUUUUGUUUUCUCUUGGUUGAAGUAUCAAGGUAGAACAGUUUUUUAAGAGCUGUUUUUUUUUCUUUGCAGUUUUUUUGGGGGGUGAAAAGUGGUGAGAGAGGGAGGGAGGUGGGAAACGUUUUACAGAAAACUGUUCUAGUUGCUUAUAGGUUAGUUGCACUAUAUACAUGGUGGAAAAAAACCCACAAAACACUUGAAGCAAGAAUUUGGCUUCUAAACUAAGCAUUCCUUUUCCAAAGCUGCUUGCUACAAGUGCUUUAAAAGAUAAUGAAAUGAAGUGACUGUAUAAUAUUUGCAUUUAAAAAGCCAAAAAGGUUGUACUGUUGUAUGCAUUUAAGUGAUUUUGUAGGAGUGCUUUUCUAUAAAGCAUAUGAAGAUAUGCACCUGUAUUUAUUUUCUGCGACAAAGAAUAAAGAUUUGGUUUGUGUGAGCUUUCUAAAAA